ACAUCGACAGUGCCGAUGAUAAAUGACGCUUUUUCUUUAUUUAAAAAUAAAAUUUAUAGAAUUAAUUUGAUCGAUUUAUUCAAACGAAUCCAGAUAAUCGGAGAGCGUACAACUGAAAGCGGUGGAGUCGCUAAGUUCUUCUUUGGCCCCCUGUUGAUACACGUUGUUACUUCACCAGACGAUGCGUCCACUGUUUUAUCUAACUGCAUGGAGAAAAUGUUUGUCUAUUCUAUGAUCGAACCUUACGUUGGCUGCGAGCUGUUAGCUGCUCCUUUUUCUCUUUGGAAGACCAACAGACGUCUUAUCAACCAUGCUUUCAAACAGAAUAUAUUAGAUGGAUACACCGAUUUGUUUAACAAGCAAGCUGAACGCUUGUCAGUUGCGAUGGCUGCGGAAAUCAAUAAGGAAUACGAUUUCAGAAACAUAAUAGCGAGAAUUUUAUUGGAGACUUCUUUUCAAACAAUUAUGGGAAUUAAUGUUAAUAAUAAUGAUGUAAUUAUUGACAAUUACGUAAAGGCUAUCAGCAGAGUACUAGAAAUUUUAGUUGUAAGAUUCACGCGACCUUGGCUAAUGUUUGAUUCUAUUUUCUAUUGGACUUCUUUAAAGAAGGAACAGGACCAGUGCCUACAACAAAUGGGGAAUUUAUCAGAUCAAUUAAUUAAAUUGCGGAAAUCAGAGCAUAUUAUGAGACUUAAGAAUAAAGAAAAAAACUUCGAAGAAGAAAACAGAAUAAAAAGCAGUUUAGAUAUUUUGAUCGAGCAUACCGUGACUGAAGAAAAUCAAAUACUAACGGAUCAUCAAAUAAGACUAAUUAUUGACAACAUCCUAACCGCUGGUUUUGACACUAUGUCAUCACAAGUAUUAAUUAUUCUCAUCAAUAUAGGAAGCCGUCCUGAUGUUCAAAAGAAAAUUCAUGAAGAAGUAAUCAGUGUAACGGGUGAUGAGGACAGGCCUAUAUCCAAAACUGAUUUAGGAAGACUUACCUUUUUGGAUGCAGUUUUAAAAGAGUCGAUUCGUUUGUAUCCGAUUGCACCGGUGGUAGCUAGGACAUCUACCACCGAUGUACAACUGAAUAAUUACAUAUUGCCCGCCAAUUGUCACAUACUAGUUCAUAUUUGGGCCCUGAACAGAAACAAAAACUGUUGGGGACUUGACGCUGAGGACUUCCGACCCGAACGUUGGUUUGAUGACUCUGUACCAUCUCAGCCAGUUUCCCAUGCUAGUUUUUCAUUGGGACGAAGGAAUUGUAUUGGUAAAUUAUAUGGGUUGACGUUUAUGAAGAUAAUUGUGGCACAUAUCGUCAAAAAGUUUAGGAUCACCGCUGACGAAAACAAACUUGAACUGGAGUUUGCGAUAAUGUUAAAACCAACCCGUGGGCAUUUGAUAAAAUUUGAGCCAAGAUAAAAAAUUGAAGAAUCAACAUUCGAAGUAGAAGACGUUAAUUACACAUUUCUGAACAACAUUAUAAAUGAGUAAAUACAUAAUAUAAACUUAUGAAUAUAAUCAGAAAAUGUUAUUAUAUACGUGUUAUGCAUUUCACUCAGGAAGUAAGUUAUAGUAUUGAUUAGGAUUAUGGAAUAGAAUAUUCUUUAUUGUACACCAAAAGAGAAAGAAAAACAUUGUAUGUACAAAAGUCUCAUUGCUAAUAGAGAGAUCUCUUCUAGACGACCUUUUGAUUAAAGACAUGAUAUUAAUAAAGCCAAGGUGAACAGCUCGUAAAUGAUAGUCGAUCUGUUUCAUCUUUUUAUUUAAAAUGCCUAUACCCCAGUGUGCAUAUCAGAACAUAUAUCUAAUUUAUAUUUUCUUUUCUAUUAUUUAUUACAUUCAGUGCAUUUAAAACAGUUACAAAACAAGGUUGCGACGUGAUUGUGUAACUAGCGUCGAAGUGGGUUCAGUUUCUUGUACUGAAUGUGAAGAGAGUUGGGGUAAUAUGGAUUUUUGUCUUUAUGCAACUUGCUAUAAUUUACUAGGUGGAUCUUUGUUUGGUAAAGACGACGGUAACAAACGUAGAGUAUAUGUAUAUCUAGUCCUUGUGAGUUAUGAUUUUAAGAGUCUAAAUCAAAUCCAUUUUAUAUAUAAUAAUAGUUUCUAUA
This is a messenger RNA of Vanessa atalanta (red admiral), 2093 nucleotides long. RefSeq names its product cytochrome P450 4C1-like. Lineage: Eukaryota; Metazoa; Arthropoda; Insecta; Lepidoptera; Nymphalidae. Gene Ontology annotation, molecular function: oxidoreductase activity, acting on paired donors, with incorporation or reduction of molecular oxygen; iron ion binding; monooxygenase activity. The transcript has 10 exons. The record is from RefSeq and is a predicted model, not a curated record. Bases 16 to 1404 code for a protein of 462 amino acids.